AUGUGGAUACUGGACUCAACAGGUGACUUCCUAGAUGGGAAGCGUGUCUGGCUGCGGCCCGGGAAGAAGUAUCUAUUCGGGCGACCCCCGCAAGAUGGCACUCACCGCGCCAUCUCUGACAGUGUGAAGGCUGCCAAUACGAUUUCCCGCAAACACCUCACAAUCGAAGUAUCGACCGUCACCCCUCGCGACGGAACCCGUCCACACGCGCGAACCAAAGUCACCGUGACUGAUUUACAUUCGAAGAAGGGUACACUGGUGGAUGGGGAACAAAUUCAAGGUGGAGAUCGGAAAUUAAAUGGGGAUGAACACAUUAUUCAGCUCGGUCGCUAUGCUCAUCCUCUUCGAAUAAGAUGGCAGCCGGUGGUUUUGAGCUUCUCUUUUUCAUCCAAGGAGAUGAGAGCGGAGGAUCCCCUAGCUAAAGUGCGCUCCAAGCUAGAGGACCUAGACAUCAAGACUAUCAUCCCAUACCUGGUGGAUCAAACCACCCAUGUUGUCCAGAGCAAGCGAAAUACAGCUAAAGGACUCCAAGCGCUCAUAAACGGCAAAGCAAUUGUCAAUCCCUCGUAUAUUGACGCUUUGGUUUAUGCCACCACGCCAACAGACUUGGAAAAUGAGGAAGCCUUGUCCCCACUCGAGACUGAUUUCGACGCCGCAUGGCCAGAUGCGACAAAAUAUCUUCCACCUGCUGGUAACGAACCUGUCAGUCGACCGGCAGCUGCCUUUGCGCCCAACCCGGCUCGUAUCAACGUUUUCGAGGGCUAUACCUUUGUUUUUGGCGAUGCUGCCCAAUUCGAGAAUUUGCAUGCAGCGAUCAACAAUGGCCAGGGCAAGGCACUCUUUUAUCAAAUAGUAGACGGCGUUACCACGGCAGCCGAGAUCGUCAAAUUCAUGAGAGAUGCCGCAGGCCAGAAAAGCGGCAUUGGAGAAGAUGGGCCUGGCCAAGUCGUGCUGGUGAGGUUCCGAUCCAAAGGUGAACACGAAACUUGGUCCAUUGAGGUGGGUAACGAGGUCGCGUUGAUGAUUGAUCGACGCGUAAUUGAGCAAAGGGAAUUCCUGGAUGCUAUUUUAGGGAAUGACGCCUCUCCACUUUGUCGCCCUCUUCCUCGUGAGGAAGAGUCGAGUCAGGUGCCGUUUCCCUCAACUGCUCCGGAGCCUCAGCUGCAGCUCGUUCCAGAGGGUUCUCUUCCAUCUGCAUCCCCACCUACCCCCUCACAAAGAUCCCCGUCGAUGAGCUCUUCGAGACCCAAAGCUUCACGUGUUCGCAAGUUCGUGAGCAAAAUGAAAACAUUCGAUGACGGCUUCGACAUGGAUUCAAUUCCUGUAUACGCAUCUGACGAAGAUAUUAACAACACCCCGACCAUGGAGUAUGAGCCCCAGCCCUCUCAACAUGUCGAGUCCCUGGAAAAAGUGAUAGAAGAAGAAGAUGUCGUCACGGAUUUGCUGCCCGGCGCACGGGCGAUGAAGAGACGACGAGAAGAAAUGGAGCAAGGACGCCCUAGUCGUCCAGCGCCUGCGGAACAUGAAGCUCCUCCAAAGCCAAAACGUGCGAAGCUCGAUAUCCGAGAAGCGGCGCGAAGGCAUCGCGAUGAGGAAGAGAAACAAAGAAAGGCUGAAGAAGAUGCCCACCUUACCCAAGAUGUCAGCAUCGAAGACUUGCGGAAUCUGGCUAUCGUCGAAGAGAUGGAACUUCCCGUCCGUGAAGCACCCUCCCGAGAUGAUCAUAGCAACGAUCGAUGGGAUGAACAAUGGAAUGGUCGAAAGAACUUCAAACGAUUCCGGCGAAAGGGAGAGCCGCGCCAUGCACGGCGAGUCCAGAGUGUCAUUGUUCCCCUGGAAGAGGUCACAAGGAGAGAACUUGGUAUUGGCGAGUACCAAUGGGUCAGCAAUCACAAGGAGCCCGCCAGGAACGAUGGACCGAUGGAGGAGGAUCAGCCGACGGUCACUCCGAGUGAGCGGGCUGUCUCAAGGUCACAACAGUCGGUGGGUUUGUCUGCGAGUCCCGAACCUACGCCUGAUCCACCUGCGCAUUCAUGCAGUCUCAGCCAGAAACGGCCUCGUGAAGUACGUGAUUCAGAGAGUGAUGAAGAACUGCGAUUCCGGUUCAGGCGCAAGCGGUAA
Penicillium odoratum is the source of this 2121-nucleotide messenger RNA. Its product is annotated as DNA damage response protein RcaA. The transcript is spliced from 5 exons. Gene Ontology annotation, molecular function: damaged DNA binding; protein binding. Gene Ontology annotation, cellular component: Mre11 complex. Gene Ontology annotation, biological process: double-strand break repair via homologous recombination; mitotic G2 DNA damage checkpoint signaling. The coding region runs from base 1 to 2121 and encodes 706 amino acids. The record is from RefSeq and is a predicted model, not a curated record. NCBI's taxonomy places the organism in Eukaryota, Fungi, Ascomycota, Eurotiomycetes, Eurotiales, Aspergillaceae.